Chenopodium quinoa (quinoa) is the source of this 1185-nucleotide messenger RNA. Its product is annotated as S-formylglutathione hydrolase. Lineage: Eukaryota; Viridiplantae; Streptophyta; Magnoliopsida; Caryophyllales; Amaranthaceae. The record is from RefSeq and is a predicted model, not a curated record. Gene Ontology annotation, biological process: formaldehyde catabolic process. The transcript is spliced from 7 exons. Gene Ontology annotation, molecular function: S-formylglutathione hydrolase activity. Bases 80 to 934 code for a protein of 284 amino acids. Gene Ontology annotation, cellular component: cytosol.
GUGAGUGACAUACACUUGUACUGGUGUUCUUUCUUGGAUCAAUUGCAGUGGGAUUUUAGGAGAGAGAAAAUCAACAAAAAUGGAGACGAAACCAACAGAAAUCAGCAGCUCUAAGAUGCAUGGAGGUUUCAACAAACGAUUCAGGCAUUUCAGCCCUACUCUUGGUUGUUUCAUGACUUUUCACAUCUACUUCCCCCCUUCUACUGAGUCUUCCCAGAAAUUCCCUGUGCUUUACUGGCUAUCUGGUCUUACAUGUACGGAUGAAAAUUUCAUCACUAAGUCUGGAGCUCAACGUGCUGCUUCUACUGAGGGCAUCGCUCUGAUUGCCCCUGAUACUUCUCCAAGAGGGCUAAAUGUCGAAGGAGAGGCUGAUAGCUGGGACUUUGGUGUAGGCGCGGGGUUCUAUUUGAAUGCUACACAAGAGAAAUGGAAGAAUUGGCGUAUGUAUGAUUAUGUUGUUAAGGAGUUGCCUGAACUCCUGAAAGAGAAUUUCCCACAACUUGACACAACACGUGCAUCAAUAUCAGGGCAUUCAAUGGGGGGGCAUGGGGCGUUGACUAUAUACCUGAAGAACCUUGACAAAUAUAAGACGGUAUCCGCCUUUGCACCAAUUGUGAAUCCAAUUAACUGCCCUUGGGGCCAGAAAGCUUUCAGUAACUAUCUGGGAGGAAAUAAGGCACACUGGGAGGAAUAUGAUGCUACUUGCUUGGUUUCAAAGUUCCAUGAUCUUUCUGCAUCCAUACUUAUUGAUCAGGGGACAGAUGACAAUUUCUUGCAUAAUCAAUUGUUGCCGAACAAAUUUCAAGAGGCUUGCGAGAAGGUCAAUGCACCGCUUUUGUUGCGACUCCAGCGUGGAUAUGACCAUUCCUACUUCUUCAUUGCUACUUUCAUUGAUGAUCACAUCAGCCACCAUGCUCAAGCCUUGAAGUUGUAACUCUCUAUUUCGAGAAUCUAGUGUGAGUGUGUGUCUACUUGUGGUUAUGCAUUGCUGUUAAAAUCAUGUUGGAUUAAUUUUGCCUUAGCUGAAAGGUGAAGGAUGGAUGUCAAGGAUAGAAUGUCAAUAAGAAAUGUCAUGUAUGUUUUCAUAUGUGAGUGCUUCUGUUAUGGAUUCAUGCCCACUAUUGAAAGUGCCAGAAUCUAUGCUUUAUAAACCCUAUAACUUAUAAAAUUACUAGUUUCUGAAAA